AUGGCGGCGGCGCGGGCGCUGCAGCUGUCGCUGCUCCGGCUGCUGCUGCUCCCGCCGCUGCUGCUGCCGGGCCCGGCGGGGGCCGUGUGGCCGCAGCCCCAGUCCCAGAGCUUCCCGCCCGGCGGCGGCCGCUGCCCGGUGCCGGCCCGCCGGUUCCGCUUCGCCGUGGCGGACGGCUCGGCCGUGGGGCCGGGCUGCGCCGUGCUGGACGCCGCCUUCCAGCGGUACUGGCCGCUGCUCUUCGGCCGUGCCACCGAGAAUGAGCCGUCCUGGGAAACGCCCUGCGCCAAUCUUCUCGUCUAUGUUUCCACUCCAGGCUGCGAUGGGUUUCCCAGCCUGGACUCCAGCGAGAGCUAUAAGCUGUCUGUCUCCAAAGGCUCCAUGCUGCUCGCAGCAGAGACCAUCUGGGGAGCUCUCCGAGGCCUGGAAACAUUCAGCCAGCUUGUUGGGAGAGAUGAGAAUGGCAUGUACUACAUCAAUGAGACAGAAAUCGUGGACUUUCCCCGCUUCCCUCACCGGGGACUGUUGCUGGACACCUCUCGUCACUACCUGCCUCUGAAAGCUAUCCUGGAAACUCUGGACGUCAUGGCUUACAACAAGUUCAAUGUCUUUCACUGGCACAUUGUAGAUGACCCAUCUUUCCCCUAUGAGAGUUCCACGUUCCCAGAGCUCAGCAAGCAGGGAGCCUUCAAUGCCAUGACCCACGUGUACACGGCCAGCGACGUGCGCAGCGUGAUCGAGUACGCGCGGCUGCGCGGCAUCCGGGUCAUCGCCGAGUUCGACACCCCCGGCCACACGCUCUCCUGGGGGCCAGGUGCUCCAGGCCUCCUGACUCCCUGCUAUGUGGGCCAGGGUCCUUCUGGAGUCUAUGGGCCCAUCAACCCCAUUGUUAACAGCACCUACCAGUUUGUGACCAGUUUGUUCCAAGAGGUCAGCGCUGUGUUCCCAGACUUCUAUCUCCACCUUGGUGGUGAUGAGGUAGAUUUCACGUGCUGGAAAUCCAAUCCAGAAAUCCGUGCUUUCAUGGCUCAGAUGGGCCUUGGUCAAGAUUACAAAAAAUUAGAGUCUUUCUACAUCCAGAGGCUUCUGGACAUCGUCUCUUCCCUCGGCAAAGGUUAUAUUGUGUGGCAGGAGGUGUUUGACAACGACGUGAAGCUGAGGCCUGACACCAUCAUCCACGUGUGGAAGGAGAACGACCUGCAGUACCUGAACGAGAUCGCCAAUGUCACCAGGUCUGGCUACAGGGCUCUGCUCUCUGCUCCCUGGUACCUCAACCGCAUCUCCUACGGGCAGGACUGGAUAAAAGCCUAUAAGGUGGAGCCCUUGAUGUUUGAAGGCAGCCCUGAGCAGAAGGCCCUGGUGAUCGGUGGUGAGGCCUGCAUGUGGGGUGAAUAUGUGGAUGUCACCAACCUGACCCCCAGGCUCUGGCCAAGAGCUGGGGCUGUAGCUGAAAGACUCUGGAGCAAUGAGACUGUUGGGAACGUGCAGGACGCAUACGCCCGGCUGGCGGAGUUCCGCUGCACGCUGCUCGGGCGUGGUGUCCAGGCACAGCCUCUCUACGUUGGAUACUGUGAGCAUGAAUUUGGCGAGGUUUGAAGGAGAGCCCCACUGCCCUGUCUCUGCAUGCAGGAGGAAUGUUCCCCCCUCAGAAGGGCAGAGGGACCCCUUCCCACCCCACCCUCUGCUCUGGCUUCAUUACAAUGAACAUUUCUUUUGCCUCGGCAUGCACUUUUUACCUCUUUUUCUAUUUUUAUUUCUUUAAAUCUAUAAAUAAAUGACCCCAAAGAGGAAAAA
Messenger RNA from Zonotrichia leucophrys gambelii, 1794 nucleotides. RefSeq names its product hexosaminidase subunit alpha (gene HEXA). Gene Ontology annotation, biological process: glycosaminoglycan metabolic process; ganglioside catabolic process; carbohydrate metabolic process. NCBI's taxonomy places the organism in Eukaryota, Metazoa, Chordata, Aves, Passeriformes, Passerellidae. Gene Ontology annotation, cellular component: lysosome; membrane. The transcript has 14 exons. Bases 1 to 1596 code for a protein of 531 amino acids. Gene Ontology annotation, molecular function: beta-N-acetylhexosaminidase activity. The record is from RefSeq and is a predicted model, not a curated record.